AUGAGGUGGGGGAUGAAAUCAGGCUGGUGGUGGAAAACGACCAUUUUGGCCGAGGAUGGCAGUGAUGUGUGGGAGGGACGGAUGGGAGAGGCGAAUGAGGCAAUCGGGCAGGUAAACUCGAGCCUUGGGCCAACGAAAUGGCCUUGUUGCGGAGCUUUGUUCAAGAUUCAAGAUGUGACGACAGGGCAGAUUCUGGAACCACAGAGAGAGUGCGCGCCGACAAGGAAUGGCGUGUCCCUGGAUGUGAUUUGCGGUGGCGGCUACAGGCUUGUUGGCAAGUAUUCCCAGAAGCUGGAAAUUGACAGCAACCAUGCGACAGAGCGUUGCAGAGCUCUGAUUGAAUGCUCGGGCAAUUGGGAAAUGGGCACUGCAGAUGCGCGCUGUCACCUGAUGACGUGUUGCGCCAAUGGAGAGGGCGAAGCUGAGGCUGGCGACGAUGAUAGGCCUCUGGCGUUGCGAGCUUGCAAUGGAUGA
Trichoderma asperellum CBS 433.97 is the source of this 474-nucleotide messenger RNA. Lineage: Eukaryota; Fungi; Ascomycota; Sordariomycetes; Hypocreales; Hypocreaceae. The record is from RefSeq and is a predicted model, not a curated record.